This is a messenger RNA of Trichechus manatus latirostris (Florida manatee), 3721 nucleotides long. It is a transcript of the gene GPR68, whose product is annotated as G protein-coupled receptor 68. The transcript is spliced from 2 exons. Bases 829 to 1959 code for a protein of 376 amino acids. Gene Ontology annotation, cellular component: membrane. Gene Ontology annotation, molecular function: G protein-coupled receptor activity. Gene Ontology annotation, biological process: G protein-coupled receptor signaling pathway; cellular response to pH. NCBI's taxonomy places the organism in Eukaryota, Metazoa, Chordata, Mammalia, Sirenia, Trichechidae. The record is from RefSeq and is a predicted model, not a curated record.
CCCUCCUGCAGCCCCUCGGCCGCCUGGAGCACCUGCCCCUAAUUCAGGCUUCUGGAAAGGUUGCUCAUCCACUCCGGGGGUGUGUGGACGGUGUGAGUGGUGGGCUCCACGGUACGACUCAAGGAGGAAGCAGUUCCUCCGCCUUCAGCUCUUACUGUUAAGUGGUUCCUCGGCAACCACCCAGCCUGACACCAGAUUGGAGUUCACAUGAUUCUGUCUCAGCUCCGGAAUGGGCAGCCUGCAGCUGGGGAUUUUCUAGACGCGAGCUGGGGAGGCGCAGGCUGUGGGACAUCGGCGCGAGGAAGCCUGGUCCUGGCAGCAGGGUCACAUGUGAGGGGACCACCAGGCGGGCCCACGGGCGUCGUCGGGUCUCCUCCUCGGGCCUCUGUGGAGCCGCCGCCGGAGGAAGCCUGCUGUUUGCAGUUUGAGAGCAGAGCUCAGCUGGGGGCCGGCAGGGCGGACUCAUUCCUCCGAGAUUCCCUCCUCGGAGGACCCCCUCCGCCCUGAUUCCAGGAGCCGGGCCGGGACUCCGCUGCCCGCUCCUGCUGGCUGCUCACCUGGCUGCGGAGACUGCGCUGCCAUCCUGGGGUGCUGAGGACCCGGGAAAGGUCAGGCAACCCAGGCUGGGUGAUAGAGACCCAGUAGUGGGUUGGGAAAUCGAUUUAGUAGCUCAUGACCUGGAUUUAAAAAAUGAAAUAGAAGAAAAAGAGUGCAGCGCAAGUGGUAAGGGGGCUUGCCCACCACCAGUGAUGCCGAGCCCUUAAUACAGUUUGAACCACGUACUAUAACCAAGAUGGCGGGGCAGAGACUAGCCCCUUCUCUGAGCCCAUGAUGGCCCCUCCAGGCCCAAAGAUGGAGAACAACAACAACACUGCAGACAACUCCUCGUUCAGCUGUGCCAUUGACCACACCAUCCACCAGACGCUGGCCCCGGUGGUCUACAUCACAGUGCUGGUGGUGGGCUUCCCAGCCAACUGCUUGUCACUCUACUUUGGCUACCUGCAGAUCAAGGCCCGGAAUGAGCUGGGCGUGUACCUGUGCAACCUGACGGUGGCAGACCUCUUCUACAUCUGCUCACUGCCCUUCUGGCUGCAGUACGUGCUGCAGCAUGACGACUGGCCACACAGCGACCUGUCCUGCCAGGUGUGCGGCAUCCUCCUCUAUGAGAACAUCUACAUCAGCGUGGGCUUCCUUUGCUGCAUCUCCAUCGACCGCUACCUGGCCGUGGCCCAUCCCUUCCGCUUCCACCAGUUCCGAACACUGAAGGCAGCCGUCAGCAUCAGUGUGGUCAUCUGGACCAAGGAGCUGCUGACCAGCAUCUACUUCCUCAUGCACAGGGAGGUCAUCGUGGACAAAGACCAGCACCGUGUCUGCUUCGAGCACUACCCCAUCCAGGCCUGGCAGCGGAGCAUCAACUACUACCGCUUCCUGGUGGGCUUCCUCUUCCCCAUCUGCCUGCUGCUCGUCUCCUACCAGGGCAUCCUUCGGGCUGUGCGCCGGAGCCACGGCACCCAGAAGAGCCGCAAGGACCAGAUCCAGCGGCUGGUGCUCAGCACCGUGGUCAUCUUCCUGGCCUGCUUCCUGCCCUACCACAUGCUGCUGCUUGUCCGCAGCCUCUGGGAGUCCAGCUGUGAGUUCGCCAAGGGCAUCUUCAACGCCUACCACUUCUCGCUGCUUCUCACCAGCUUGAACUGUGUCGCCGACCCAGUGCUGUACUGCUUCGUCAGCGAGACCACCCACAGGGACCUGGCCCGCCUCCGCGGGGCCUGCCUGGCCUUCCUCGCCUGCUCCAGGACCAGCCGGGCCAGGGAAGCCUACCCACUGGGUGCCCCCGAGGCCUCUGGGAAGAGCGAGGUGCAGGAUGAGGAGCCCGAGUUGUUAACUAAGCUCCAUUCACCAGCCUUCCAGACCCCUGAUUCACCGGGAAUGGGAGGGUCCCCCACAGGCGGGUUGGCCUAGCCUGUGUCACCUGCAUGUGGGACUGCCUGAGGCCUGAGCCUUCGGCCGACAGGCCUCAGUCCUAAGCUUGCUCACUGGCUGCCUCCAGCUUUGCCAACUGCAGGUGCCUCUUCCUGCUGGAGAGACUGUGGGCCUGCGCUGCUGGGCCAGGGCUGGGCCUCAGCAAGGCCUCUCUGAUCUGGGAAGGCUACUCUAGCUUGCUGAGCUCCAUGGGGUUGUUGAAUGUCAGCUUAUGGGUGUCUCUGCUGUCAGCUGGGAUGCUGCAAGGCAGGGGCUGCUGUGGGAGGAGAAGCUGGGGUUGGGGGAGCAGAGUGUGAGGACAUGGGGGUGGGGGAGGGGGAGAUACCCAGGGCCCUCCCGCGACAUCGGUGUCACAGAUGAUGCCUCCUCAAAUGCACCAGUGUUAUCUGAGAUGACGCAUGAAGCUGUAUUGUCAUCAUUAACACGUGUGCCCCACCUUAAGACAGGGCAAGAAGAGAGAUGAGUCAGACCAGGGGACAAGGAAGGUGGGGAGGCAUUGGGGGCACUGUGAGUGUGUGGGGGGAGGGAAGCGACAGACAGAGGAGACAUCCGCAGCUCAGCCAUUUCCGCUUUCACAGGGAGAGUUGAGCAAAUUCUUUUUUUAGCUGUGCCUUCUGAAGCCUGAGGGCUGAUAGAAUACAAGCUCUAGGCCUCCCCAUGGUGAGUUCUGUAGUCCUGUAAAAAGUCAGUGCUGAAGCUCAAGUGCAAGACAAAGGUCUAAAGACAAUGUGUCCUUAACUGAAUUCCCUACACAGACUCGUCGUAACUAGAUUCCUGUUUCCAUCUGCCCAGAAGCACCAGAUCUGAAGCCUGGGAGUGUAUGCCCACACGGCUGUGUGUGUCGGGGUGUGUGUAUGCAUGGGUGUGUGUAUGUUGGAGUGGAUGGGUGUAUAUGGGUGUAGGGUGUGUGUGUGUCGGUGUGGAUGGGUGUAUGUGGGUGCAGGGUAUGUGUGUGUUGUGUGUGUGUGUUGGUGUGGAUGGGUAUAUGUGGGUGCAGGGUGUGUGUGUGUGGGGUGCAGGUGGGUGUAUGUAGCUGGGUGUAUGUGGGUGCUCACAGUUAAAAUGCCCUGUGCCAAGACACUGAGGUGAGGGUCAUGUGAAUGCUGGUGGUGUCCCCAAGCAAAGGGGCUUGAAAGCCAGCUUGGACAGUGGCACAGGGUUCCCACCUUGGCUUUGCCCCCUGUGGGCCCCCUCCCCAGUGUACACUGUGGAGUAUCUAGCAGUCUCAGAGAGGAAUGUGACAUUCUUCCUGAGUUCUCAAAUACAACACAACAAACAUGGGACAAAACAAGCAAAACAGAUGCACUCUCUGUCCUCUUCCUGCCCCAAGGCCUGGGGUUCGGCUCUAGGUGGCUUAAAUGCCCCUUUGACAAGGCAAGGAGGUAGCCCUGGGCUCACCUUGCCCCAUUUGUUCUCCAUCACUACUCCUCUGCCGAUGUCCCACCUCACCCACCUGGAGAGUGACUGUGGUUUUGUGGGCCACAUAGCACAGGGUACUGACCUGUGCUCUGUCCUGGAAGGCUGAGUACUGGGCUCAUCUCUCCUGCAACUUUGUGUCUGACCAUGUUGAGGUAUCCCACCUCCCACCCCACACACAGAUUUCUCCUGUUCAAUUUUGCAGCAAAGCCUCCUGCCUACAGAGCAUCAUCCUCUCAAAAGUUGCUGGAGAGCUUCGAGAGGAUCCAUGGGGCCCUUCAGCCUCAUCAUACUCUUUCACUCCCAGAGACUUUGUUUCUGCAAA